Molecule: messenger RNA, 1541 nt
Organism: Carya illinoinensis
Lineage: Eukaryota; Viridiplantae; Streptophyta; Magnoliopsida; Fagales; Juglandaceae
Product: patatin-like protein 2
Exons: 7
Coding region: 87-1310 (407 amino acids)
Biological process (GO): lipid metabolic process
Molecular function (GO): monoacylglycerol lipase activity; glycerophospholipase activity
Source: RefSeq, a predicted model, not a curated record
UCUCUCUCUCUCUCUCUCUCUCUCUGUGUGUGUGUGUGUGUGUGUGUGUGUGUGUGUGUGUGUGUGAUACCUGUACCUUAUUCUCCAUGGAAACAACAAAUGCUGCCCUGCAGCCUUCAACUUAUGAUGGAAAGCUAAUCACCGUUCUCAGCAUUGAUGGUGGUGGAAUUAGAGGAGUUAUCCCAGGAACUAUCCUAACCUUUUUAGAAUCUGAGCUGCAGAAACUGGACGGUGAAGAUGCAAGAAUCGCAGAUUACUUUGAUGUGAUUGCAGGGACAAGCACAGGCGGUCUUGUGACUGCCAUGCUUACAAGCCCAAAUGAAAAGAACCGACCCUUGUUUGCGGCCAAGGAUAUCAAGGACUUCUACCUAAACCAAUGCCCUAAAAUAUUCCCACAAAACAGUUGUCCAUGGUUCCCUCAUAUUACAAAGAUAAUGAAAGCUUUAUCCGGACCAAAAUACGAUGGCAAGUAUCUACACAGCCUUGUCAAGGAAAAACUUGGAAGCACAAGGUUGCACCAGACAUUGACCAAUAUUGUCAUCCCAACAUUUGACAUCAAGCGGCUCCAGCCAACUGUCUUCUCCAGCUUUGAGUUGAAGAGAAACCCAAGCUUAGAUGCCUUACUCUCGGACGUAUGCAUCGCAACCUCAGCAGCACCAACUUAUCUUCCCGCUCAUUACUUUCAAACCAAAGAUCCCGCAGGAAAAGUUCGAGAAUUUAACCUAGUGGACGGUGGCGUUGCUGCAAAUAAUCCGGCUUUGCUUGCCAUCGGUGAAGUAACAAAGGAGGUCACUAAAGGAAAUCCAGACUUCCUUCCCAUGAAACCGAUGGACUAUGGAAAGUUUCUGGUAAUUUCAUUGGGAACUGGAUCUUCAAAAGCUGAUAAGAAUUAUAAUGCGCAUGAGGCAGCUAAGUGGGGCAUUUUGAGCUGGCUAACCAAUGGUGGUUCCACACCUAUUGUCGAUAUAUUUACACAAGCAAGUGCGGAUAUGGUGGACUUGCACCUUUCCGUUGUUUUCCAAGCCCUUCAGUCAGAGCAAAGCUAUCUCCGGAUUCAGGACGACAAGUUGACUGGGGAUGUCUCUUCUGUGGAUAUAGCCACAAAGAAGAAUUUGGAUGAUCUUGUGAAAGUUGGUGAAGAAUUGCUAAAAGAGCCAGUUUCUAGGGUGAAUUUGGAAACUGGACUUUUCGAGCCUUCUAGCCAUGAGACUAAUGAAGAAGCUCUCAGAAGGUUCGCGCUAGAACUAUCCAAACAGAGGCGGCUUCGCCAUGCUAAGUACCCUAAUGGACACGCAGCAAAUUCCAAAUGAUGUUACACUUUAAACGAUCAAAGAAAAUGUUUGUGUCAUGAAUAUAUAUUUGAUUAAUUCUUUUGUUGGAAGUUGUGGAAAAUUAUUGUAAGGUUGAGGUGGGGGCACAUAAUAAUCCACCAUUUGACCCAGUCAUUCCAAAUGAUGUAAUUUAAUUUUCUGUUUUGUCUUCGAAUUUUUGUGGUGUGAUCAAUAAAAAUAAGGCAAUUACCUGCCAACUAUAUUUUUUUA